Molecule: messenger RNA, 984 nt
Organism: Bipolaris oryzae ATCC 44560
Lineage: Eukaryota; Fungi; Ascomycota; Dothideomycetes; Pleosporales; Pleosporaceae
Exons: 2
Coding region: 1-984 (327 amino acids)
Biological process (GO): peptidyl-hypusine biosynthetic process
Molecular function (GO): deoxyhypusine monooxygenase activity
Source: RefSeq, a predicted model, not a curated record
AUGGCUGUUACCGAACAAGACACACAGGUUGUAGCCCUGCGCAAGAUCCUCACAUCGGAAUCGGAGCCCCUCGCCCGACGAUUCCGUGCUCUCUUCUCUUUGAAGUACCUAGCAGGCCUGAAUCCGCCCACCGAACAAACAGUCCCCGCAAUCGAAGCCAUUGGCGCCGCUUUCUCUUCACCGUCUGCUCUUCUGAAGCAUGAGCUCGCCUACUGCCUGGGUCAAUCUGGCCAUGAUGCUGCUAUUGCACCGCUAAGGGCUGUCUUGCAAGACAAGGAGGAAGACUCUAUGUGCAGGCACGAGGCUGCGGAGGCACUAGGUGCAUUAAGCGACAAGGGGAGUUUGGAUCUACUGAAGCAGUUGAGAGAUGACGUUCAAGAGGUCGACGUUGUGCGCGAAACGUGCGAUAUUGCUGUCGAUCGCAUCGAAUGGGAUCAUGGGCUACAGAAGGGACAAGAGAAGCUCAAGAAGAGUGAUUUCACAUCAAUCGACCCUGCGCCGCCGCUACCACAGGGCACUGAGAAGCCAUCGAUACCAGAACUUGAAAAGACACUACUUGAUACAUCCUUGCCCCUGUUCCAGCGGUACCGGGCCAUGUUCGCGCUACGCGAUCUUUCCUCGCCACCCGAUCUCCCAACUGCUGUCCCGGCUGUAAAAGCGCUCGCCCGCGGUUUCAGCGAUCCGUCCGCUCUCUUCCGCCAUGAAAUCGCAUUCGUUUUCGGACAGCUCUCACAUCCUGCGUCGAUUCCCAGUCUGACAGAGGCACUGAGUAACACAAACGAGGCUAGUAUGGUCCGCCAUGAAGCUGCGGAGGCGCUGGGCAGUUUGGGUGACGAGGAAGGCGUUGAGGAAACUUUGCGCAAAUUCUUGAAUGAUCCAGAACAGGUUGUACGAGACAGUGUUAUUGUUGCGCUCGAUAUGGCAGAGUUCGAGAAGAAUGGGGAGAUGGAGUACGCCAUUGUGCCACAGGUUGCUGCGGCUUAG